UCAGGUACCUUAUCACAAAAUCAUCGCAUAAAAGUUGCCUUGAGGCGGUUUGCAGUGUAUAUCGCCAAUCUCUUCCUUUUAACUUCCGAUGCGUGGGCUCCAGUUGUCCGUGACACAGAAUUAGAUGUAGAGACCGCUGAUCGCUAUAACUUGAUUCUUUUGGGCAGCCCUCUGGAAAACACUUGGGUUGAACGUUACCAUGGAAAGGUUCCACUGAAGUAUCAGGACAAGACAAUGACAUUGGGUAUGUUUUCCUUCUUUUUUUUGGAGACCUCCCCCUCCCCCUUAUCUAAGAGUCUGGAUGACCGCUCCCCUCCCCUCCCCUCCCCCGCUUAUCUCAAGGUCUGGAUCUGACACUGAAGGGUGUUAACUAAAAACAAAAAAGCCGUUGGGAAAAUGAAGAUUUCUCCAGAAUGCAGUGUUUCGUUUCCAGACCGCGUGCCACAAAAUAGAACGUUUUAUUUUGUUGUUGCAGUCCACCGCCGUGUUUGUAGUUGUUUAGCCUACGAACGCAGACGUAUUUCUGGUCGUCGCUUCUCUCCACCGCAAAUACGUCUGCGUUUGCAGGCAAAUACUUAUUCUCAACAGCCAAUGUCAAAAGUUUAAGUUGAUAUCAAAUUUCAUUUGGAGAAAUAGCGCCAUAGGUAAAUUUCAGUCAGUAGCUUUCAUUCUGUUAAUUCAAAUGGUCAAACUUGAUUUCAAGUAGUUCCAAUUUUGUACAACUUUCAGUAGUAGCAUAAGAAAGCACUGUUAUGUACUAAAUUUUCAGAAUAGUAAUCUUUGAAGGUUAAAGCAUUGCUCAGUAGCUAUCAUUUUAAUGAACGCACUUAAGAAACUCAUUCAUUGGCUCAAAGAAGAAGCAACCCUGACAAUGAGAUAAGUACUUCAAAAGUUAGAACCACCUUGUACAGCAUAGUAAACAGUGCCACAGAAAAGUACUGCUCAGUAUCUUUCAUUUGAAUGGUCUCACCAUAGAAUUUCAUCCACAGACUCAAAAGUUAAAACCACCUUCUACAACAUAAUAAACAGUAUCACAGGAAAGUACUGCUCAGUAGCUUUCAUCUGAAUGGUCACACCAUAGGAUUCCAUCCACAGACUCAAAAGUUAGAACCACCUUUUACAGCAUAAUAAACAGUACCACAGGAAAGAACUGCCUGUUGGCCUUCAUUUGAAUGGUCACACCGUAAGAUUUUAUCCACAGACUCUAAAGUUAGACCACAGAAAUGAACUGCUUUAUAGCUUUCACUUGAAUUGUCAUGUACUUUCCGAUUCAUCUAUGGAAGCAAAUGAGAUUUAUCUCUGCAAACAGCAAUUGAUCAUCGCUAUUUUCCAUGUCAUAGGUCACUGCAACUUCUCCUCACCCCAGACCGGCGCAGUUUUCCUGGCGCCCCACGCGGGCUCCCGUUUGGCGCUUAUCAUAUCCGGGAAUUCCAUCGAGGGAAUCCGGGAUGCCGUGCACCUCGCCUCGCCUACGAUUCCUCCAAUGGCAAGAUCGCCUUUUUCAAAUAUGGUUCCUGAUUACGUCAUUACCGGGCCGUCGUUCCGUGCACAAGGGCCUGGGGGCUACUUAUGCGCCGGGUUCUGGGACAACCGCUGGGGAUAUGGCAGGGAGAUAUCAUCUUGCGUUUGUUAA
Messenger RNA from Porites lobata, 1633 nucleotides. The record is from the annotation of a GenBank genome assembly. NCBI's taxonomy places the organism in Eukaryota, Metazoa, Cnidaria, Anthozoa, Scleractinia, Poritidae.